UCUUGCGGAACUAUUGUUCUUUGACCUAGUUUCAGCCCGGAUUGAGAAACUAUUUUUCUGUGCAUCAGGGAAAUAGGCCCGUCUUCUACCACCUAUGAAUGCUCUCUGUACAGCUGAUUGUCUCAGAAGUAACUGUCAAGAAACUACCAUCUCAAAAGAAUAACUGUCAUGACUAAAGAUGGAGUCCAAGGGGUCGUGGAGGAGGCGGACCAGGCCCCGUCGAAGAAAGGCCUGAAGAAACAGCAGAAGGAAGCGGAGAAAGCUGCUAAGAAGGCUGAGAAGCAGGCCAAACUGUCUGCUGACCAACAAAGCACAGAUGACGAUGAUUUUGCCAAGGAUCGGUACGGUGUCCCUCCGAUGGUACAGUCCCAGCAGAAACUGGACAGAGGGUUGGUGCGUGUCCAUGAGCUGACACCUGAGAAGGCAGGCCAGCUGAUCUGGGUGCGUGCCCGGAUUCACACCAGCAGAGCUAAAGGGAAGCAGUGCUUCUUGGUCCUGCGUCAGCAGCAGUUUAACGUGCAGGCCCUGGUCGCCGUGGGGGAGCGUGCCAGCAAGCAGAUGGUCAAGUUUGCCGCCAACAUCAACAAGGAGAGCAUUGUGGACGUGGAGGCGGUGGUGAAGAAGGUGGAGCAGACGAUCGAGAGCUGCUCUCAGCAGGAUGUGGAGUUGCACAUUGAGAGGAUUUUUGUCGUCAGCCAGGCCGAGCCUCGUCUGCCCCUGCAACUGGAGGAUUGCGUGAGGCCGGAAGGAGAGGGGGAUGAGGAUGGAAGAGCGACGGUCAACCAGGACACCAGACUGGACAACCGAGUCAUUGAUCUCAGGACAACGACCAGCCAGGCCAUCUUCCGCCUGCAAUCCAGAGUGUGCCAGCUCUUUAGAGACACCCUGACCAACAAGGGCUUUGUGGAGAUCCAGACCCCCAAAAUCAUAUCAGCUGCCAGUGAGGGCGGGGCGAACGUCUUCACUGUGUCCUACUUCAAAACCAGCGCCUACCUGGCCCAGUCUCCCCAGCUCUACAAGCAGAUGUGUAUCUGUGCUGACUUUGACAAGGUGUUCUGUGUGGGACCAGUGUUCAGAGCAGAAGACUCCAACACCCACCGUCAUCUGACAGAGUUUGUGGGCCUGGAUAUUGAGUUGGCGUUCAACUACCACUACCACGAAGUGAUCGAGUCCAUCACUGACACCAUGGUUCAGAUCUUUAAAGGACUCCGAGACAAGUUCCAGACAGAGAUCCAGACGGUGGGGAAGCAGUACCCCAGCGAGCCAUUCAAGUUCCUGGAGCCCACUCUUAGGCUGGAGUACUCGGAAGGCGUGGCCAUGCUCCGGGAAGCCGGGGUGGAGAUGGGAGACGAGGAGGACCUCAGCACUCCCAAUGAGAAGUUGCUUGGUCGUCUGGUGAAAGAAAAAUAUGACACUGACUUCUACGUGCUGGACAAGUACCCCCUGGCAGUGAGGCCCUUCUACACCAUGCCUGACCCCAACGACAAAAAAUACUCCAACUCCUACGACAUGUUCAUGAGAGGAGAGGAGAUCCUCUCUGGAGCCCAGAGGAUCCACGAUGCCCAGCUGCUCACUGAGAGGGCCAUGCACCACAACAUUGACCUGGAGAAGAUCAAGUCCUAUAUUGACUCCUUCCGAUACGGAGCUCCCCCACAUGGAGGUGGUGGCAUUGGACUUGAGAGAGUCUGCAUGCUCUACCUGGGUCUUCAUAAUGUCCGCCAGACCUCCAUGUUCCCCCGUGAUCCCAAACGCCUGACCCCCUGAGCGGCCAUCGAUCACAGAUGCAGGACAUGGGGAACUACAAUUUAAUCUCCAUCACACCAGACAGAGGAGACAUGAGUGGCGCAACACUGAAGUGCCACUGUGAUUAACAAGAGAAUAAUAGAUAACCAAGCCAGGCUACUACGGUUACCAGUAUUCAGAAAUAGAACCAUAAUAUAAGGGAUAAAUAAUUUGAAGACAUUAUAGAAGUGGAAUAUGAUUUAGAGAUGUAAUAACUUCGGCUUAGCUCGAGUGCCUGUCUGUUUCUGCCGUCUUGCCAUGUUUGGCUUGACAAUGAUAAUUGAGUAGGCAAACGUACAAACAGUUUCCAGGCUUCCCUAGGCUCACCAAUGGGGAUAAUAAACCUGUGUUUUAUGUCUAAUACUUUAUCAACUUUGAUACCAGUCUUUGUCAGAGUACAGAGGUAUGACUAAUAAAUAGUCUGGUGACAUAAUUUUUAAUUAUUGCAGCUGUUUUUAAAGUAAUUGGAGGAAAACAUAAUUAAAAGUUCUUCCAAAAGCUGGUUUCACUUUCCA
Oncorhynchus kisutch (coho salmon) is the source of this 2297-nucleotide messenger RNA. RefSeq names its product aspartyl-tRNA synthetase 1 (gene dars1). Gene Ontology annotation, cellular component: aminoacyl-tRNA synthetase multienzyme complex; cytosol; cytoplasm. The record is from RefSeq and is a predicted model, not a curated record. Gene Ontology annotation, molecular function: RNA binding; aspartate-tRNA ligase activity; ATP binding. The coding region runs from base 169 to 1764 and encodes 531 amino acids. Lineage: Eukaryota; Metazoa; Chordata; Actinopteri; Salmoniformes; Salmonidae. Gene Ontology annotation, biological process: aspartyl-tRNA aminoacylation. The transcript has 18 exons.